Molecule: messenger RNA, 3388 nt
Organism: Branchiostoma floridae (Florida lancelet)
Lineage: Eukaryota; Metazoa; Chordata; Leptocardii; Amphioxiformes; Branchiostomatidae
Product: muskelin-like
Cellular component (GO): cytoplasm
Molecular function (GO): protein binding
Source: RefSeq, a predicted model, not a curated record
CAUGCGCGGGUGGAAUUUUGAAGUCACGUGAUGGCGGGAAAAGCAAGAUGGCGACCAGUGAAGUAGUUUCGCAGAAAAAACUCAACUACGCGAUCCACAGAUGGUCAAGUUUCUCCGCAAACUACGUCCCCGACAACAUCCUAGUUGACAAGCCAAACGACCAGUCUUCGAGAUGGUCUUCAGAUAGCAACUAUCCACCACAGUUUCUGACCCUGAAGUUGGAGAGACCUUCUAUUGUGUACAGUAUUACCUUUGGGAAGUAUGAGAAAACACAUGUAUGUAACCUGAAGAAGUUCAAGGUGUACGGCGGGCUGAAUGAUGACAACAUGAUAGAACUCUUACAAAGUGGCUUGAAGAAUGACCACAACAAGGAAGCAUUUGACCUGAAGAGUAAAAUAGAAGGACAGCUCUUUCCAUGCAGAUAUAUCAAAAUAGUCCCCAUCAUGUCCUGGGGCCCCAGCUUUAACUUCAGUGUGUGGUAUGUGGAACUGAGUGGGGAUGACGCUCCUGAACUGGUACAGCCAUGUCUACAGUGGUACAACUCGUACCGAGAGCAGCAGGCAAUACGUCUCUGUCUGAAGCACUUCCGACAACACAACUAUGACGAGGCGUUCGAGUCCCUGCAGAAGAAAACCAAAGUUGCCUUAGAGCACCCAAUCCUUACUGAGCUGCAUAAUCACUUGGUUGUUCAAGGUGACUUUGAUGCCUGUGAGGCCCUUAAACCAUCUACCUGUUUGGAGGGUGGGAUGGUUCCCAGGACCUGUCCAACCUGUGGGAGUACAAUGUACCUGCCUCGCGCUGGACCUGUCUGUCCAAGGAUACAGAAAAAGAUGAUGGCCCUAGUGCCCGGUCCUGUCAUAAGAUGUGUAUAGACAGCGAGCGUCGGCAGAUCUACCUGCUGGGGAGAUACCUGGACUCCUCCCUCCGUACCUCGGAGACCCUGAAGAGUGACUUCUAUGUGUACGACAUCGAUAACAACAAGUGGACGCUGAUCAGUCAGAACACAGCAGAGGAGGGCGGACCCAAACUCAUCUUUGACCACCAGAUGUGCAUGGACGUGGAGAAGCAAACCAUCUACGUGUUUGGGGGCCGGGUCCUGACCAGCGGCAGCUCGGGCGAGGAGAGGUCGUCCAACGAGCCCCUGUUCAGCGGCCUGUACUCCUACCACUGCCCCACCAACACAUGGAAGCUGCUGAGGGAAGACUCAGGGAACGCCGGGCCUCAGGACAUCAGGAGCAGGAUUGGCCACUCCAUGCUGUUCCACACUCAACGCAGACAGCUGUACAUCUUUGCUGGUCAAAGAUCCAAAGAGUACCUGAACGAUUUCUUCACCUACAAUGUGGACACAGAUGAAGUGGAAUUCAUCUCAGAUGGCACCAAGAAGGAAGAAGGACAAGUGCCAGCAGCAGGGUUCACCCAACGUGCCACCAUCGACCCAGAGUUGGAUGAGAUCCAUGUCCUGUCAGGCCUGAGCAAGGACAAGGAGAAGAGGGAAGAAAAUGUCCGGAACUCCUUUUGGGUGUACGAUAUCAAGCAGAAGAAAUGGUCUUGUAUAUAUAAGAAUGAGCAUUUGAACAAAGAGCAGUGGGGGAAGAGCCAUCCAGCGGAACCAUGCCCCAGGUUCGCACAUCAGCUGGUGUACGAUCACAUCCAUCAGGUCCACUACCUGUUUGGUGGAAACCCAGGGAAGUCCAACUCUCCCAAGAUGAGGCUGGAUGAUUUCUGGUCAUUGAAGCUAUGUAGGGCAUCCAAGGAACAACUGUUACGGAGGUGCAGAUACCUUAUACGGAGGCACAAGUUCCAGGAGAUUGCUGCUGCAGACCCCCUGGCAGCCCUACAGUUCCUACAGUGUGACCUGGCCUCCAUAGUGGACCAUGAGGACGACGAAGAGACCAGAGAGUUCCAGCAGCUGGCAUCAACACUCUUCAAGUCCAAAGAGGAGAUUGCUGAUGGUUACAACAUGCACUUCCUUACUGAUGUGGAUGAUCAUUUUCCCGGUAGAACACAGCUAUUUGACACCCUGGUUGCAUUCUUCCCCGAGCACAUGGCACAGCCCAAGGGAAACCUGGUGGACCUGAUCACCUUCUGACAUACACAGACCGGACAUGACCAGCCAGUAACCUAAACAGAGUAGUGCCAUACAUGUAGCACUUUCUUAUAAGAAAUUAGUCGACUUUCUUUUCCAAGAUUAUGCUCCUGGCUUUUACAAGCUUAGCCUCAAACUAUGCUGUUGCUGCACAUUGCAGUAGAUCUUUAAGCUCUUUAAGUGAUAUCUUGUGCAGAAAAAUUUGAAUGUGAAUUUUAUAAAAAGACAAAAAGAAGACUGGUGGUUUAAUGUCCUAUGAAUGGUAUAUGCUGCUCCACAAUGUAAACUGUGUAAAGAAGAUAUGAGACAGUGUGUUGCCAUAAACAAUGUGUAAAAAAGGAGACUAUAUGGGAAACUUUCUUGGGAUUCUGUAUGAAGCUACUUUGGAACAUUUGUGCUCUAAUCAUGGGGAAUCAAGAAGUGGAUCAUUUGGUCUGGCAUUUUGUUUAUUCUCAAGUAUUGGUUAUGAUAUCUAUGGGAGCUAGAUCUAUUGGACAAAAAAAGUUAGUACGUACUACAAAUUACAAUGUUUUCAAGUAAUAUCCUGUAUGAAGCCAUUGUGGUAGACAAAGAGGCUAGAAGUUGAACAAACAUGAAUAUGCAUUAUGUAUACAGUUUAGCAUACGAUUCGGGUGUGUAGUUAGAUGGACAUUAUGUACCAUUUCAGUAUCCUUACUAAAACGGUUGACAAAUCUUUGGGCACAGCCAACAAAUGAACAAAUAUGUUUGCUCCUGUCAGAUGGAACUAGAUUGUACUUAAUUAGAUGUAGGUUUGCUUGCAGACAGGUAGAAAUGGGUUAUUGCAAGCUUUCACAUACAACACCCUCAUGACAAAUGAAGUUGUAAUGUUGGUUCACCUUUAUCCGAGGGUGGCCUAUAUCUCCUGUUUUUACUUAUCCUAUUGAGGAAUAUAAAGUUGAUGGACGGUGGUUUCAAAUCGGACCAUUUUGAAAAUAUUGCAAAUUUGAAACCACAGUCCGCAGAUUUGAUACUCCUAAAUGUGCUGUUUGUAAAGACAACGGAUAAAGGUCACCCCGCAAAUAAAGGUGAACUAGCGUUAUAGACUUAAGUUGUACUGCAGGAGUUGAAUUGUACAUGACAAAAAUACAUGCAGUAAUACUAAUAUCUUGCCUAUUGUUUGAACCAUUGACAAGACUAUAAAAUGAUCUGCACUACUAGAAUGUUACAUUUUUUUCUCAGUGAAUAUGCAUGUUAUUUUCUGUCCAUUUCUGUCUAUUGAAUUAUUGGUAGGCCACACCAAUUCAAUUUGUUGGUUAUCAGAUUUAGUCCCAAGAAAAAUAA